UUUUUUUUUUUUUAUUAUCAUUAUUAUUAUUUAUUUAUUUUCAACACCAUGUCGAUGGAUCCACAAAAAGCACUUUUAUGGUGGAAAAAAGUCACCAGUCAACAAGACAUGAUAGACAUAGAUAAAAAUGUGUUUGGUGUGGCUUUAACUGAAUCUCUUCGAUAUGCUCAUGCAAGAAUUACUUAUACCGACUCCACGGGUGCUACUUGCAACGGGAUCCUCCCCAUCGUGGUGGCGAGAUGUGGAGCGUUCUUAAAAGCAAAAGCAUUAUCCACAGAAGGUAUUUUUCGUAUCUCUGGCAAUGCUAAGCGAGUUGGAAUGUUACAAACCAUGUUUGAUCAUGAUGACUAUGGCUUGACCAUUGCUUGGGAUGGCUACACAGUUCAUGACGUGUCCAAUGUGAUGCGUCGUUUUUUAAAUCAACUUCCUGAGCCUGUGAUCAAUCUAGAAUAUCAGUCUCUGUUUAAAACAACCUUAGAUGCUUCAUUUCCUACUAUAGAAGCCAAAGUGAAUGCAUUUCAGUCCUUAAUUCAGAAAUUACCUAUCGUUCAUCAAUUCUUAUUACUCUAUUUGCUUGACUUGCUUUAUUUAUUUUCACUUUAUGCUGAUACGACACGAAUGGAUCUAUGUUCACUUGCUACAGCAUUUGCACCAGUAAGUAUGGGUGCUCUAUAUUUUCCACAAACUCAUAGAGAACAGGUCAUUUUUUCAGAUCCAAGUGAUGGUCUUAAUUUAGAAGGAUACAAAGAAUCACAAAGAGUACUUGAAUUCUUGAUCAUCAAUCAAAACAGGUUUUCCAUACCACGCAUAUCAGCAAAUGAUGUACUUCAAUAUUCUAGUUACCAAUAUGAUCAAAGUAACGCCAUGUAUACACCCUCCAGAUCAUCUACUGAUUUAAAUACCAUGAUCACCACUACCCUCAAACGAUCUAAUACAGCGCCCAGUAAACGUAACCUUUUCUGUGCUUUUGCAGCCAUAGGUGGUUUUUGUUUCGGUUAUGAUACUGGUGUCAUCUCCGGUGUCUUGACAAUGCCUUUCUUUAUCAGAAAUAUGACAGGAGGUGUUGAAUACCUUACUGCUAUUCAAACUUCUGUUAUCACUGGUUUACUUUUAGCUGGUUGUUUUGUUGGUUCUCUCAUCGCCGGUCAAUUGUGUGAAAGACUCUCUCGUAAGUUCACCAUCAUUCUCGCUUCUGGUGUGUUCAUUCUCGGUGCUGGUAUCCAAACCGGUGCUCACAACUAUGAUAUGAUGAUUGGUGGCCGUUUCGUUGCUGGUUUGGGUGUCGGUUCCCUUUCUAUGGCUGUUCCUCUUUAUUUGUCUGAAUUGGCUCCUAAGGAAAUCCGUGGUCGUCUUAUUUCUCUUCAACAAUUGAUGAUUACUAUUGGUAUCAUGGUUGCUUUCUGGGUCGGUGCUGGUACUCAAUACUUGGAAUCCAAUGCCUCAUGGCAAAUUCCUCUUGGUAUCCAAAUUGCUCCUGCUGCUGUUCUCUUCUUCGGUGCCAUUUUCCUUCCUUUCUCUCCUCGUUGGUUGGUCAACAAGGGUCGUAACGAAGAAGCUUUGGGCGUCCUUGCUCGUCUUCAUUCUGCUGGUGACAAGACAGCUCCUCACGUUGUUGCUGAAUACGAAGAAAUUGUUGCCCAAGUUGAACACGAACGCACUGUAUCUGUCUCUAGCUACCUCGAACUCUUCAAGGGUAACAUUCUCAGACGUCUCAUUUUGGGUGUCCUUAUUCAAAUCUUCCAACAAUUUACUGGUAUCAACUCCAUCAUGUACUACGCUCCUACUAUUUUCCAACAAGCUGGUGUUCCCGGUCGUUCUGCUUCUUUGAUCGCCUCUGGCGUCAAUGGUGUUCUUAACGUAUUGGCCACCAUUCCUCCUAUUCUCUUCCUUGAUCGCCUCGGUCGUCGUGUUGUCUUGAUCUCCGGUGCUAUUUUGAUGGGUACCGCCAUGUUACUCUGUGGUAUUGUCAUGGCCGCCACUGCUCGUGUCUACCAAAAUGAAACCAACGGUCAAAUGGAAGUUGACAUGUCUGGUAACCAACACGCUUCUUACUUUUGUAUUGUCAUGAUUUACUUCUUUGUUGCUGGUUUUGCCUACUCUUGGGGUCCUUGUGGUUGGGUCUACCCUGCCGAAAUCUACCCUCUCUCUAUUCGUGCCAAGGGUACUUCAAUUACCACAGCUGCUAACUGGCUUAUGAACUUUGUCAUCUCUCUCUUUGUGCCUGUCAUGCUUACUACCAUCACUUGGGGUACUUAUAUCUUCUUUGGUUGUUGUUGUAUGGUCAUGGCUACUUGUGUCUUCUUGUUCUAUCCUGAAACCAAGGGCCGUUCUCUUGAAGAAAUGGAUAUUGUCUUCUCUGGUCGUAUUCUUGCUUACAAGGAUGUAAAGCAAUCUGAACUUGACUUUAACGAAAAGAAGCAAGCUGAUCGUCUUGAAGAUGGCAAGGCUGAAGAAGCUUAAACUGAUAAUCACAAUCUAGUUGCAAAACGUUGGAACGGGAAGGACUGGAUUCUUCAAUACCUCUUUAUAUAUGUAAUAUUACAAAAUUCUAUUUUUUUUCUUCACUCUUUAAUAUACUAUCUUUUUUUUCUCAAUAAAUAAUAAUUAUUCCAAUCUCUC
Messenger RNA from Gilbertella persicaria, 2619 nucleotides. RefSeq lists its product as uncharacterized. Gene Ontology annotation, biological process: transmembrane transport; signal transduction; carbohydrate transport. The coding region runs from base 49 to 2460 and encodes 803 amino acids. Lineage: Eukaryota; Fungi; Mucoromycota; Mucoromycetes; Mucorales; Choanephoraceae. Gene Ontology annotation, cellular component: membrane. The transcript has 7 exons. Gene Ontology annotation, molecular function: carbohydrate:proton symporter activity. The record is from RefSeq and is a predicted model, not a curated record.